UUGAUUUCAUACGCCGAUCGGUCUGUGACGCGCCGCAUGAUGUCAAACACACAGACUAACCAAAGAGGGAAUGAGCGAGGUUAGUCAAAUGCUCGCGAAUUUAUUAGAUCAAUUUAGGUUUAAAUGGAAAAAGCAUAACGAGACAAUGCAAGAAACGAACGCGUCCCACAGAGGUGAAAGUGACUGGCAAGGUUUAGUAAAUGAGUUCUUGAUAUGCAAACAUAAGCUGGAGAGCAAGAAAGAGGCUCUUCUCAUUUUGUCCAAAGAGCUGGACACUUGUCAACAGGAGAGAGAUCAGUACAAGCUGAUGGCCAACCAGCUUCGAGAGAGACACCAGGGUUUAAAGAAGAAAUACAGAGAACUAAUUGAUGGUGAACCUUCACUUCCGCCGGAAAAGCGCAAACAGGUAAAUUUGGCCCAGUUGUUAAUGGACUCACGGGAGAGAAAUAAGCAGCUAGCUGAUGAAAUAAAAGAGCUGAACCAGAGACUAACUGAGAUCCAGGGAGACAAUAAGCUUUUAAGGAUGACAAUUACAAAGCAGCGUCUUGGGGAUGAAGAAGCUUGGGUCAGACACUUCCCGUCUCAUGAGCGUGAAGAUUUGGUUAGGCAACUUGAACAGGCAGCCCUGCAGAGGGAAGAGCUUGAGCACAGUCUGAAGACGGUAAGCGAUGAGCUCCAGGACAUGAAGGCAGAGGCAACUGAGUUUAAGGAGAAAGCCGAACGCCUUAACCGUGAGCUGAACCAUGUUUUGGGUGGCCAGGAGAAUCGCAUCAUUGAUGUGGAUGUCCUCUGCAUGGAGAACAGAUAUUUGCACGAAAGAUUAAAACAUGUUCAGGAGGAGAUCCGACUGAUGAAGUGUAAUUUACAGAAAUAUAAGACGGCUCUGGAUCGAAGAAACUUAAAAAUAGAUGGCAAGUCCAAGUCCAACAGUAGUGUGCUAACUGGAGUCCUUUAUCCUAAACAAGUGCAGAAGUUGUUGUCGGAGGAUCACGGCUGCAGUUUACCAGCCACACCUCAGUCUCUCUCAGACCUGAAGUCUUUAGCAAUGGCCUUACUGGAGACCAUUGAAGAGAAGAACAUUAUCAAUCACCACCAAAAACAGACCAACAGAAUUCUGGGAAGUCGAAUUUCUGAUUUAGAAAGGAAGCUGAAGACUCUGGAAGUUUCUGGAUUUUGGAGUGUACCAGGAGCUGAAGAUGCCAUCACACUGACUGAGAGCCAAAGCUCCACCCCUCUCUCCUCUCUCGGCCUUUCACAUCAGCCAGAAGCCCCAAAAACAACUAACCUGCAACCUUCUGCAGAUGACAGGACAGGAAGAGGAGGGCCAUUGCUAUGGGAGCAGGACACAGCUGGCAAUGACAGCUUCCCAAACAUGUGGCGUGUCUCCCGCCCCUGUCCAGAUGGAGGCGGAGAAGAGGUGGACGCACCUGUCACCCCUGACAACAGGGAAGAGAUCAUCUUGUGUGGGACACAAAUUGUGAGACAGACUAAUGAGCAGGUCAGGACUGAGGUGAAGGAAAGUACUGUGGAAAAGCUGGGCCACCCAACUGUGGAAGACGGUGGAAUUUUGGGAGAUGUAAAUCCGGGGAUCGCCAUCUGAUAGAAAAGAUGCAAAAACUGCAAGGGGCCAAUCUAUUGGUCAAUCAAGCACAAAGACGUUGAGUUAAUCGUAAAACAGAUUAAAAUAUGCAAAAUAAAUAAAAAAAAGCUAAAUUCUUGUUUCAUACCUUUUGAUUUUAUUCCCUGAAAAUACUAAUGAAGAAAUAUAGCGCCCUUGUUUACAUUUGUUUGUUCUUUACAUUAUGUAGGAUGAUUUUAUGUACAAAUUUAUUCAGCUGGGUUUCAAAUGUUUUCUUUCUUUUUUAUGCUACGUUUAUGCAUACUUGCACUUCUCAGAGUGGACUCAGCUGGCAGCUGGCUUCUUAGUGCAAAUGCAACAUAAAAACAAACAUCUGUACUUCUUGCCCUGUAAAGGUUUUUUCUUCCAUAUAGCAAUAUUCACAUACAGACAAACUGGGCGGCAUGUUGCCAGAUAAACAUUAGCAGUGAGGGAAUGACUUUUUGGAAACAGAUGGGUGUUGGAGCUAACAGAGUUAUGAGGCUAAUAGACUGCAAGGUGAGGUUAUCCGAUUUACCCAUUCACCAGCUCAACAGUGAUGAAUAAUUGAUGACGGCCCGUUGAAUUAUACAAAAAUAAUCCACACCCAAGGUGGUAAUGUGGCAUGACGUGAAGCAGAGGUGUGCACCAUUGGUGUGCAUUAUUUUAAAAUAAUUCAAAGGACCGGAGUCAAUUAUUUCUCUUAUACCACGGUUACAACAGACAUUACUCUGGUGGUUAUUUUAAGACAUUUGACAGGACAGGUGCUGGUUUUCAAAAAAAAAAAAAAAAUGCAUACGCCAGGGCUCCAGAAUGCAUUUUGCCACCAAAAUUUGAGAGUGUGCCACUGAAUUUAACAUCCAGUCGCACAUGUCCGACCAGUAAAUUUGACCUUUUUUUCUGAUGUGACGUGAAUUUGAAACAACACAUUGUACUUUCUGCAUCUAUCAUUAAAGUAUUUAUAAGUAAUACAGUGGAAAUUUGUAGAAAUGUGAUUAUUUUGUUAGCAUGUUCAUUUACGGUGUGUGCCCCUAAAUUUUUUGGUUGCGCCCCUAAAAUUUUCAGUUGGGGGCCACUGUGCUCCUAGUAAAAAAAGUUAGUCUGGAGCCCACCUGUGGAACAUUUCUCAACCAGUCAGAAUAAAGCA
Messenger RNA from Paramisgurnus dabryanus, 2744 nucleotides. It is a transcript of the gene ccdc149a, whose product is annotated as coiled-coil domain containing 149a. The record is from RefSeq and is a predicted model, not a curated record. Lineage: Eukaryota; Metazoa; Chordata; Actinopteri; Cypriniformes; Cobitidae.